GCCUUUUCCAGAAUCUAGAUGUCAACGCCAGAUUUGCCAUCUCCACGGGCUCCUCAUGGGGCCGCUGCACCCCCCUUACCCCCAGGUUGGCUAGCAAACUGGAGCCCUGAGCACAACGCAUGGUACUACGUCCUUCCUGCCACCGGCGCAACCCAAUGGGAGUUUCCGACUGCCCCAUCAGACCAACCGCAAUAUCCCCCUCCCGGCGACCACCAGAUGCCCCCGACCGAUCAACUGUCAUACAAUCCCGCGUUGGAAGGUGCAGAUCAACCUGCUCAGGAUGGAGAUCGCGGCUUGGGAAAGACUGCGCUUUCUUUAGGCGGCGGGUUCCUCGCCGGUUCAUCUCUCCGGCACAAGUUCGAGAACCAUCAUCAACACCAUGAUCAGCAGCAUGGAUUAGGCAAGAUGACGCAGUCCAUGGCAAUGGCUGGCGCAGGUGCGAUUGGCGCUAAGAUCUUUGGUCUCUUUGGAAACAAACAGCAGCAGCAGCAACAGCCGCCGCCACAACAAACCCAAGUGCAUGUAUAUCCGGUAUAUGUACCUGGACCCCAAGGAGCUCCGCCGCAGUCGUAUCACGGACAACCUCCACCUGUAGACCCGAACUAUGCUCACAUCCCCGCUGGCGCCGCAAGUGGUGUAGCCCUUGGCAUGGGCGUGUCGGCCUCUCCCCAUCAUCCCGGAGGAACCCCUGUGCCGUUUCAAGGUCCUGGUGUGAUGGGUGCGUUCGCUCCUCAAAAUGGACCACCGUUACACAUAUAUGGCGCCAUGUUUGCGGACAAGGACGUCACGCAGAUAGUCAGGCAUCUCGUCACCCCGCAGCAAACAUUGACAAUAAAGGGAGAGUCGCUAGUCGAGCAAUUUGGGGACCCGUGGCCUGAAGCAGGACGAAAGAUGUUCAACGUGUUGUACUCUUACGGGGAUCGACCCAUGGAGUUUAUCGCAGCUGAUACUACUACGGGCAGCAUCGAAAUCAAGCACGAGGCAAUAUCGAAAAAGCGGAUGGAAUUCUGCCAACCUCCAACGUCACGGAUUAUUGCUUGCGUUUGGGGUUAUGAAAAUGCUUUGACAAGGGCAAGGCUUGAACAGUUGGACAAGGACGGCGAGUUGGACGGCUCAGGAGAAUCCCUUGGAGCAGGCGGAUUCUGGGGCUGGGAGCCGAAGGUGCUGGCUUGCUAUUACAGGACAGAGACAGGAGAUGUUGCGACCGCAUGUUGCAGAGACGGUGGCACGGUCCGUCUUCCGUGGAAUCCACUGGCCAAGUGGUCGUAG
Molecule: messenger RNA, 1269 nt
Organism: Ilyonectria robusta
Lineage: Eukaryota; Fungi; Ascomycota; Sordariomycetes; Hypocreales; Nectriaceae
Exons: 4
Coding region: 19-1269 (416 amino acids)
Molecular function (GO): protein binding
Source: RefSeq, a predicted model, not a curated record